This is a messenger RNA of Helianthus annuus (common sunflower), 1623 nucleotides long. Its product is annotated as protein FAR-RED ELONGATED HYPOCOTYL 3-like. Gene Ontology annotation, molecular function: zinc ion binding; nucleic acid binding. The record is from RefSeq and is a predicted model, not a curated record. Gene Ontology annotation, biological process: regulation of DNA-templated transcription. NCBI's taxonomy places the organism in Eukaryota, Viridiplantae, Streptophyta, Magnoliopsida, Asterales, Asteraceae. Bases 1 to 1623 code for a protein of 540 amino acids. The transcript has 4 exons.
AUGACAGAUUGUGGUGCACUGUUAUGUGUAGAAUUUGGGGAUGGAUUUUGGAAGGUGUAUAAGUUUGUCGAAGAGCACAAUCAUGAACUUGUUGAACGUCCUGAUAAGCAUUUUCUUCCAUCUGAACGACACCUCACUCAGCUCCAGAAGCAUGUUAUACACAGCAUGUCUAAGCUGAAUUUGGGUCCUAUCAAGACGUUUAAUGUUUUGAAGACUUGUUUUGGCGGUUUUGAAGACGUGGGCGCAAGCAAAGUUGACUUUAAGAACUAUAAGAGAUACUCUAUGGUGUUUGUGUCGUUCACUAGUAUAGACAAUCAUCACUGCAAUGUUACAUUUGGUGCAACAUUGUUGGCGUCUGAAACUGCUGAUACGUAUAUUUGGUUGUUAAGAGUUUUUCUAAAAGCUGUUGGUGGUGUUAGGCUAUGCAAUUCAACCAAUUUUAAAGAACGUAUCUGUGGUGUUGUGUGGACGGAUAUUCUCACACCUGAAGAGUUUGAAUCAGAAUGGGAAGCGGUUAUUGCAGAAUUCAAUUUAGAAGAUAAUGAUUGGAUAUCUGAUAUUUUUGCACUUAGAGAAUCUUGGAUCCCUGCAUACUAUAGAAUGGAGCAUAUGUCUGGUCUUAUGCGAACGACAUCCAGGUCGGAGAGUGAGAAUCAUUUUUUUGGUCAAGUGUGCAAUUCGAAAGCUACUCUUGUUGAGUUCAUGACGCAUUAUGAGACUGCAAUAGCAGCACAGCAUCCCAUGCAUCGUAAAAAUGAUCAUGAAUCUCGAUACAAAAGACCCCAGUUGAAGAGUUGUUACAAAUUGUUGGAAGGGCAAGUUGUUGAUAUAUACACAAAAAUUAUUUUUUGUGACGUUCAAACUGAGCCUAUUGGAGUUGCGGAUUGCAUAAAUCAACGUUACGAAGAUCAGCCUGAUGGGUUUGUUAAGUUUUACGUAAAUGACUUCCAACAGCUUUGUACAUCCUUAUUUGAGGUAAUGUUCCGUAAGUCUGAUUGCACAUGCAGUUACUCAUGCAGACGUUUUGAACAGUUUGGUUUGCUAUGUAGACAUAUAUUCUAUGUUUUGAGACUUAUGGACAUUAGGGAAUUUCCAAAACAAUACAUUUUUAAUAGAUGGCGCAAAAAGGCCUCCCUAAACUGCUCUCUUGAAUUCUCAAUUAGUCGUGAAUAUAUGACCGAACUUGAUCCUGAUGUGCAAAGUAUGAUGCGAGAUAUUAUUUAUUCAACCGAAUACACUUUGAACCGUUUAUCUGGUAAUAAAGAGGAGAUAUCCUUAUUCAAGGAUCAUGUUCAAUCUUAUAUGAAGAAGGUUCAAGAUAUGCAGAUUGUUGCUCCUCCCGCUAUUUCUAGGGAUAGAUUUGCCGAGAUAACCGGUCAAUAUACAAACGACAAGAAUCCGAUAAGAGUCCCUGUAGGUUAUAAAUCCAAAUGUUCUGGUUCUCGGAAGCGCCUGAAAUCUAAACAGGAGAUAGCAAUCGACAAAAAGAAAUCAAAGUCGAAACCCGGGGCCAAAGAAAGACAGUGUAAGAACUGCAAAGCCUAUGGACACUACGCAUCAACAUGCAAACAUGCUGUAAUUAAAAGAAGAUCGACAAGGUCUUCGAGAGCUAGUGAAGAGUAG